UCUGUUCUCACUGGGGAGAGGGACUCCAUAUUACUGUGAAGACUGUGGCAGGAGUCCUCAGCUCAGACAAUCUGCAGUCCCCUCCCCCCAUUCGUAUUAUACUUUGAAGAUCUAGAAAACAGUUGUUGAAACUAAAUAUAUAUCUAUGCAAAUUCUUUUCUCUCAAUAUGCCUGAAUAAAUUUAGUUGUGAGGAAGUUAAAAGAAUGCCUGAAAAAGUCUUUCUUUUUUAGCCAAUGUCUUUCCAUAUCAUUUGCAUUUCCCAUGUGGAUGCACCAAAGACUGCUAUCCUUGUGUGAGAAGGUCUUAAAACUUAAGUACCUGAACUGUGGUCAUUGUGGUAGGUAAUGUUUUAAGAGGCAGCUGUAUUCACAGGUAUUUGUGAAGACCAACUUCAGGAGGGCACUCCAUUUGGAUCAGCUGAGGACCAGACCAUGUAGAGUACAGAGUUUAGUCAUAUCCAGAAAGAGCACAGAGUUUAGCCAUGGCUCCCAGGAAGAGAAGUGGACGGGGGAUUUCAUUCAUCUUUUGCUGUUUCCGAAAUAAUGACCACCCAGAAAUCACAUAUCGACUGCGAAAUGAUAGCAGUUUUGCGCUUCAGACCAUGGAGCCAGCAUUGCCCAUGCCCCCUGUGGAGGAGCUGGAUGUCAUGUUCAGCGAACUUGUGGAUGAACUUGACCUCACAGACAAACACAGGGAAGCCAUGUUUGCACUUCCAGCUGAGAAAAAGUGGCAAAUAUACUGUAGCAAGAAAAAGGACCAGGAAGAAAACAAGGGAGCUACAAGUUGGCCUGAAUUCUACAUUGAUCAGCUCAAUUCCAUGGCUGCUAGAAAAUCCCUGCUGGCUUUAGAGAAGGAAGAAGAAGAAGAGAGAAGUAAAACUAUAGAAAGUUUAAAGACAGCACUAAGGACAAAACCAAUGAGGUUUGUAACCAGAUUCAUCGACUUGGAUGGCUUGUCAUGUAUUCUCAACUUUCUAAAGACCAUGGACUAUGAGACCUCUGAGUCUCGAAUACAUACCUCUCUUAUUGGAUGUAUAAAGGCGCUAAUGAACAACUCUCAAGGUCGGGCUCACGUCCUGGCUCACUCUGAGAGUAUUAAUGUAAUUGCUCAGAGUCUGAGCACAGAGAACAUUAAGACAAAGGUGGCCGUGCUGGAAAUCUUGGGCGCCGUGUGCCUGGUUCCUGGGGGCCACAAGAAGGUUCUACAGGCCAUGCUGCACUACCAGAAGUAUGCCAGCGAAAGGACCCGCUUUCAGACCUUAAUUAAUGACUUGGAUAAAAGCACCGGGCGGUAUCGGGAUGAAGUGAGUCUCAAGACUGCCAUCAUGUCCUUCAUUAACGCAGUGCUAAGCCAAGGCGCAGGAGUGGAGAGUUUGGACUUUAGACUUCAUCUUCGCUAUGAAUUUCUGAUGUUAGGAAUUCAACCUGUAAUAGAUAAAUUAAGGGAACAUGAAAAUUCAACAUUAGAUAGGCAUUUAGACUUUUUCGAAAUGCUCCGAAAUGAAGAUGAACUAGAAUUUGCCAAAAGAUUUGAACUAGUUCACAUAGACACAAAAAGUGCAACUCAGAUGUUUGAGCUGACCAGGAAGAGGCUGACUCACAGUGAAGCUUACCCUCACUUCAUGUCCAUCCUUCACCACUGCCUCCAGAUGCCUUACAAGAGGAGUGGUAACACUGUUCAGUACUGGCUACUGCUGGACAGAAUCAUACAGCAGAUAGUAAUCCAAAAUGACAAAGGACAGGACCCCGACUCCACACCUCUGGAAAACUUUAAUAUUAAGAAUGUCGUACGAAUGUUGGUUAAUGAAAAUGAAGUUAAGCAGUGGAAAGAACAAGCAGAAAAAAUGAGAAAAGAGCACAAUGAGCUGCAACAGAAACUGGAAAAGAAAGAGAGAGAAUGUGAUGCUAAGACCCAAGAGAAGGAAGAAAUGAUGCAGACCUUAAAUAAAAUGAAAGAGAAACUUGAAAAGGAGACUACUGAGCAUAAGCAAGUCAAGCAGCAGGUGGCGGACCUCACAGCACAGCUCCAUGAGCUCAGCAGGAGGGCCAUCUGUGCUUCAGUCCCAGGAGGACCCUCGCCUGGAGCACCAGGGGGGCCCUUUCCUUCCUCAGUGCCUGGGUCCCUCCUUCCUCCCCCACCACCCCCACCCCUGCCAGGAGUGCUACCUCCUCCACCACCUCCCCUUCCCCCAGGAGGCCCUCCCCCUCCCCCAGGGCCACCUCCUUUAGGGGGAGUCUUGCCACCUCCCGGUGCGCCAAUGGGACUGGCACUCAAGAAGAAAAACAUUCCUCAGCCCACAAAUGCCCUGAAGUCCUUCAACUGGUUGAAGCUGCCUGAGAACAAACUGGAAGGAACGGUAUGGACCGAAAUUGAUGACACAAAAGUCUUCAAAAUUCUAGAUCUCGAAGACCUGGAAAGAACUUUCUCUGCCUACCAAAGACAGCAGGAUUUCUUUGUGAACAGUAACUCCAAGCAGAAAGAAACAGAUGCCACCGAUGACACACUGAGUUCCAAAAUGAAAGUCAAAGAGCUUUCAGUGAUUGAUGGUCGGAGGGCUCAGAAUUGCAACAUCCUGCUGUCAAGGUUGAAAUUAUCCAAUGAUGAAAUCAAACGGGCAAUUCUAACAAUGGAUGAACAAGAAGAUCUGCCCAAGGACAUGUUGGAACAGCUUUUGAAAUUUGUUCCUGAAAAAAGUGAUAUUGACCUGUUGGAGGAACAUAAGCAUGAAUUGGAUCGGAUGGCCAAGGCUGAUCGAUUUCUGUUUGAGAUGAGCCGAAUCAAUCAUUACCAGCAAAGACUGCAAUCGCUGUACUUCAAAAAGAAGUUUGCAGAGCGCGUGGCAGAAGUGAAACCCAAAGUAGAAGCAAUUCGUUCUGGCUCAGAAGAAGUAUUCAGGAGUGGCGCCCUCAAGCAGUUGCUAGAGGUGGUUUUGGCAUUUGGAAAUUACAUGAAUAAAGGCCAAAGAGGCAAUGCCUAUGGAUUCAAGAUUUCCAGCCUCAACAAGAUUGCUGACACAAAAUCCAGUAUUGACAAGAACAUUACCCUUUUGCACUAUCUAAUAACUAUUGUGGAAAAUAAAUACCCCAAGGUUCUCAAUCUAAAUGAAGAAUUGCGGGAUAUUCCUCAAGCGGCAAAAGUAAACAUGACUGAGCUGGACAAGGAAAUAAGUACCUUGAGAAGUGGCUUGAAAGCAGUGGAGACAGAACUGGAAUAUCAGAAGUCUCAGCCCUCACAGCCUGGAGAUAAGUUUGUUUCCGUUGUCAGCCAGUUCAUCACCUUAGCCAGCUUCAGCUUCUCCGAUGUUGAAGAUCUUCUAGCAGAAGCUAAAGACCUGUUCACCAAAGCAGUGAAGCACUUCGGGGAAGAGGCUGGCAAAAUACAGCCGGAUGAGUUCUUCGGCAUUUUUGAUCAGUUCCUUCAAGCUGUGUCAGAAGCGAAGCAAGAGAAUGAGAACAUGAGAAAAAGGAAGGAGGAGGAAGAGCGGCGAGCUCGAAUGGAGGCACAGCUCAAAGAACAAAGGGAAAGGGAGCGGAAAAUAAGAAAAGCUAAAGAGAAUAUCGAGGAAAGCGGAGAGUUUGAUGACCUCGUUUCAGCUUUACGCUCAGGAGAAGUGUUUGACAAAGACCUUUCUAAACUGAAACGGAAUCGCAAACGCAUUUCCAACCAGGUGACAGACAGCAGCCGAGAGAGACCGGUCACAAAACUUAAUUUUUAAUUUUCCUCAAGUACUUUCUUUUCUAAAAAGCUCAGUAGCAGCCCUUUGAAGUGACUAGACCGUUCCAUUACACUGCCUUGCAAUCCAAACAGUGGCAAUUUCCUCCUUCAUCUGUGAGUGUGUGUGAAUGUGUGUGUAUGUAAAUGUAUGUGUAUAUGUAAAAAUGUAUAUAGAAGUCUGAGUGUCGUCUGGAGACCUCUAUGUAUGGAUAAAAAUUUUCGGUUAACGUUCGUGCUCAGAAACCCUUUGCAUAUGCAUUCAUAUUGAGUGUGGCUCAUUUUCUUUCCCUGAACACCGUAACUGUUCAGAAGCACAAAACUAUCUCCUAAAAGAGAUGACAGACAUUCCCUAGCAUAAAAAAAGAAAAAAGAAAAAAAAAAAAAAAGCUUGUGAAAUAUUUUACAGUUUCCAAGCUUGCUAUACUUUAAAAUUAUUUUCAUUGGUGAAAAUGGAGUUGGAAGAAUAUGGAUUUAAAAUGGUUUUUUGAUAGUUGACAAUGUGGUGUUCCAGUAUCACAUCAGUAAUUGAUGGGAUCAGCUUAAAAUUCCUGAUGUUGAUUUGGGGAUACAGUCUGUAAAUGUUUUUCAAGAACAUCUUGCACACAAUUUGUAUUAUGUAGAAUGUCAAUCAAAAUUCUUUUGUAUAUUUAAAGCUUAAACAUCAGUUUCUCCCCCUUCCCCCCAAUUUCAUCAAGUUUUCUGCCAAGUGCUCUUGAUGAUUUCUUUAAAUUGCUUUUGGGUAAAAAAAACAAAAAUCAAACAGUAUCUAAAUGCAACCCAUGCCCUUGUUAAUGAACAAGAUUGCCAGAAUGUACCUGUUGUUCUAACAAUAUAGAUAUAUAAAUCUUAGAAAUUUCCACCCAAGACUUAAAGGAAGAAUUCUCUGAAAGGAUAAAGAUUAUUUUUAAAAAUUUUUUAAUGGGGUGCCUUUUUUUUUUUUUUUUGUCUUUUCUAUUUCUGUUUUGUAGGACAACCUACAUCUUCUGUAAAUAUAGGUCUGGACUAAAGGACACUUAGAGUGUCACAAAAUAUCAACAUCAGUAGAGAUGCCCAGAUCUAUUUAUCUCUGAGUAUAUUUAAAGUGGUUUGCUGUUAUAUGUUGUCAUUUUAAAUUGUGUGUCAGUAAAGCUACCUGUAAAAUUUCAGUCCAAAAAAAUAAAGCUCUCAGGGAGAAAUGAAUAAAAACAAUGAACAUUAGAAAAUAAAAUAUAGAUGCUUACCAUUAACCUACCAACUUUCAAUAUCCUUAAAUUAUAUGAUAUAUAAAGAGGACUGUUACUUUUUUUUUUUUUUUUUUUUGCUUUAUUUAUUUGUAGUGGGGUGGGAGGUGGGGUGGGGCUGACAUUUUCUCUUUUCUUUCCAUCUAUCCUGUCGUGGUUGGGUUUCCUGUGGAGAGAGUAGUUUUUCCUGUUGCACUAGAACAUUAUUUACUCACAAAAUUGAGUUCUUCAGUCAACUAACAAAUAUUUAUUAAGUAUCUACUAUGUACCAGGCAUAGUAGAUCUACAGUGAUGAGCAAGACAGAGUCCCUGCCCACAAGGAGCUUACGUUCUAAUCAGAAUAUUCAGGGAUGAAUAAAAAAAUCAAUGUGCGUGCUGUACAGAACUCAUACUAUUUAAAAAUGAUUUGUCUAAACUACAAUGCUUAGUGCAGAUGGCGAAGUAUCUGUGCUGUACGAAAGCUGUGAAAUAAUGCUCUAAGAGUUGUCAAGAGCUGUGGUUUUACAUUUUUUCCUCAUUGCAAACUUAGCGACUUUCCACCCAUUCGAUGGAAGGAAAUGACUCUUGCAAAUGACAGUUAUAAAUACAAAGCAGAGGUUACACUCCCCCAGCUCCUAGUUAACCAAGGUCUGCAACUACACCAUGUUAAAGGUGCAAUUGGAGACUAGGCUCAAACAGGCUUGGAGAGGAGGGGGAGUGGAAUAGGAUGAUGGUUUUCUCUGUUCCUUAACUAAAGUGCCUCUAUGUACAUUUUUUUUCUAUUUAUAGUAGGAGAAAUUUGGUCUGGCUCAAUUUUGGAACUGUACUUUGAAAAUGGCUUUGUCUUACAGUUUAAGGAAUGAACUAGUGGAAGGAGAGUCACAAAAGGAGCAAGUUUGUGUAGCAUGUCCUUCUUGCCCUUGGUAAUCAUCCUCAUUUUGUCAUGGCCAUCCUGGUAGGCCUCCUUUGCCAUUUCCAUUUUUUGGUUUCUUUCCCUGAAAACUGUGUGCAGGUAAUUCCAUGUGCCAUUGUUGAAAACAAAACAAACAAACAAACAAAAAAAAAAAACUACUUUUUAGAUUGGUGCUGGUGUAAAGUAGCCACUUUUCUCUCUUGGGUGUGUAUUUUAAAGUUUUUGUUUGUUUUUUUUAAAUUAAUGCCAAAAAGAAAAAGCAUUAUAAUUUGUAAACUUAAUUAUAUGUCUUGUAUCUUAUUAGCUUAGUAGUUGGAACCACUUAGUCUCUAGGUGCAAGACUGUUGUUACAGUACCAAGAAAAAAAAUGUCGUAUGUGUUAUGAGACUGUACAUUUUUUUAAAUAGCAAUAUGCAAUAAAGAUGACUUCAUUGGGUGUA
Marmota monax (woodchuck) is the source of this 6267-nucleotide messenger RNA. RefSeq names its product dishevelled associated activator of morphogenesis 1 (gene Daam1). Gene Ontology annotation, molecular function: small GTPase binding; actin binding. The record is from RefSeq and is a predicted model, not a curated record. The transcript has 26 exons. Gene Ontology annotation, biological process: actin cytoskeleton organization. Bases 483 to 3716 code for a protein of 1077 amino acids. Gene Ontology annotation, cellular component: stress fiber. Lineage: Eukaryota; Metazoa; Chordata; Mammalia; Rodentia; Sciuridae.